Laccaria bicolor S238N-H82 is the source of this 1314-nucleotide messenger RNA. RefSeq lists its product as uncharacterized. The transcript is spliced from 4 exons. The record is from RefSeq and is a predicted model, not a curated record. The coding region runs from base 1 to 1314 and encodes 437 amino acids. Lineage: Eukaryota; Fungi; Basidiomycota; Agaricomycetes; Agaricales; Hydnangiaceae.
AUGUGCAAGAACCCAAUGUGCAUGUUAUUUGGAUUUGUGGGUGGAAUCUUGAUGAUGUGGUGGAGUGUGGGGGAUGGUAUUCUUACCUCAACAAGCAAAAGGGUUGGAUCCCAGAUGAGGAGAUGGUGUUCAUCUUUGAUGAAGCACAGGUGUCGUACAAGGAUGGGGAACUCUGGAACGAUUUGUUCAAGUGUAUACACGACUACCCUGAGCGUCGUGCCUUGCCUUUGCAAGUUAUGUUUACUUCCCACUGCCGAUGAGGGCAAUCUCUCAGCUGCGGGUCUCCUUUUCACUCAUGCAGAGUUUGAUGAGCUGGUUUCCAAGCACUAUCCAGAUUCAGAGUAUCACUUCCAUCCAUCCUUCCUUGAGAUGGUCUUCAAGAUUACUGAUGGACAUGUGGGAGCAAUGUAUUCCUUCUUCCAUAUUAUUCUUGGAUCUGACCAAUAUCGCGAGCUCAAACACUCUGGACAAUGUUACACUUUGGAGCUGUUUCAGAAAACAGGCAGUCCAGUUUGGUUCUUGCAACAAUUUGAAAGUGCAGCUGCUGGUGUAUUCAGGAGAGGACUGCUUCCAGACGAUGCUCUCAGGGUGCUGGCUGUUGCUUGUGUAUUUUUUGCUGUCCUUUGUAUGGGUUCUAUGCAAGAUACCAACUUCACUACUGAGGACAAUACCAGGGCGCUCCAGCUAUGUUUCAGUGAAGGUUGGCUUCACACUGACUACAUCGACAACAAAACUGAGUACUUUUUCCCAUCGACAUUUCAUCGCUGGUACGUAGAAUGGAAGCUGUGGGACAUCUUGGAUACAACCUUCCAUGCAGACAAGAUCCUAGACUUUGUGAUCAAUGUCAUUUCUAUAUUCUCUCCACAAAUGCUUUCAACAAAGCGGAGAGUAACCACUGCUGGUCAUGUUCAACAUUCACCUCAAGCUCAAUAUCAAAAUGAAUUUUACCGUUGCUGUCACACUCAUUCCAAUGGCUCACUUAUACUGUUCCCUGAAUUUGGUACAACAAAAGGGCAGGUUGAUUUUUACAUCCCUGCUAAACAAUGGGGGGUGACACUACUGCAAGAUGGCGACCAGCUUGUGCAACAUUCCGGGCAAUUUUCAUCGCAACCUGGAUUGUAUGGAACCACUCUUCCUUUGAUAGACUACAUCAUCCUCGAUUGUUGUACAACCACACCCAGAUUACCUCACCCAGAUCUUCAAAAAUUGUUCCAUAUUGUGUUUAAUGAUGGAUUCAGUCAAGUUAAGAUUCUAGACAAUGAGCUGAAGGAAGUGCCCCGUGGAGAAUUCAUGCUCUUGGCAAUGUCACUGUGA